Python bivittatus (Burmese python) is the source of this 6549-nucleotide messenger RNA. RefSeq names its product solute carrier family 12 member 6 (gene SLC12A6). Gene Ontology annotation, biological process: cell volume homeostasis; chemical synaptic transmission; potassium ion import across plasma membrane. The record is from RefSeq and is a predicted model, not a curated record. Gene Ontology annotation, cellular component: plasma membrane. Lineage: Eukaryota; Metazoa; Chordata; Lepidosauria; Squamata; Pythonidae. Gene Ontology annotation, molecular function: potassium:chloride symporter activity.
CGCUCUCCCUCCUGCCCCUCCCCGAGCCAGCAUCUGAGAUAGCAGCAGUACCAGCGUGCAGGCGGGAGCUGCAGUUGCUGCGCUGCGCGCGCCGGCCGGCCAGCCGCUCAAACGAGACAGCGAAGGUCUGAGAACGCGUGCGCGGGUGAGACCCUUUAGAACGUUGGGGGAGUCGCUCCGCCGCGCGUCGCAGAAACCUACAACUUGAGGAGGACUGAUCAUUCCCUUGCACUAGGCCCAUCUAAUGGUUAUCUUCUUGUGCCAGGAUCUUCAAAAACAACUGCGAGUUUGAAGAGCUCUUGAUAUUGCACCUUAAGUGAUAACUUUUCUUUUUCUUUUUUAAGUCCUUGCACUGGAUCCGACAUUUCUCCUCUUUGGUUUGAAAAAAGACACCGCUGUCUCCCACUCUCGCUUGUCUUUUUCUGCACCAGAAUCAUAAGGGACAUUUGCAAAGAAUAUAUUCUUUCCUGGCAUUCACAGUGGAAAACAAGUGGAUUAUGAUCUUACACUCACCACGGAUGUUCUAGCGUUUGGGUAUACCUUGCAGAUCUUUGCCUUUGGAUUUUUUUUCCUGGUUGAGAAAAAAAUUGCCUCUGUGCAUUUUGCUGAGACAAAAGAUAUUUGCUUAACAGAAAUGUUGUUCAGGUUCUGUGAUGCUGCUUUUACAGACAUACGUUAAUACUGGAAUUUUUGCAGUGUGGCCCUUUGGCAGAUAAAAAUUGCAAACAUUUUUCUUCUUUGACCUUUAGGCUACCCUUCAGAACAGAAAACUGUGGCAUAUUUGCCUGAUACAUGGGAAUCUUCAGAAUAAUCAUCUGUGAAAUAUUAACCUACAAAAUCAUGGAAUAUCACCUUCUUUCAAUCUUUGGCUGUACUUCCAAAAAUACACCCAUUGUCUAAAUAUCAUGCUGUGUGAGAGAGUUUGUGAAUCCAUGGUAGACAUGAAUUUUCCUCUUGAGAGAGUAUUGGGUAACAUUGUUGGCAUCUCUGCUUUUCUGAAUGAUCUUCCUCUUACGACUUGAGGUGACUUUAAGUUAAACUGAUAAAGGAAGUGGGAUUUUUUUGGUUCUCUUUGCCAUCUUUAUUGCCAAGAUGGCUUCUGUCCGGUUCAUGGUUACCCCCACUAAAAUUGAUGAUAUCCCAGGCCUCUCUGAUACUAGCCCAGACCUCAGCUCCCGCUCUAGCUCCUGCGUCCGCUUCAGUUCCAGAGAAAGUGUCCCUGAAACAAGCCGCAGUGAGGGUGGCAGUGAUUUUUCCAGAGCAACCACUUCAUUGGCCACUGAAGCAGCCGAGCCAGCUUCUGACAAGACAACCAAUCCCCGCACAGAUGUGGCUGAAGAUGUGAGUCAAACUUCCAUCACAGGGGAACAGUGUCAGCUCUUAGAUCCUGCAUACAAGAAGGAUCCCCAUGCGUUUCUUAACAAUAUCAACUAUGAAGAUGGUGAUGAAUUCUUUGACAAGAAUUUGGCGCUCUUUGAGGAGGAGAUGGAUACCCGACCCAAAGUGUCUUCCCUGCUCAAUCGAAUGGCCAACUACACCAACUUGAUGCAGGGAGCCCGUGAACAUGAGGAGGCAGAGAAUGUCCCUCCAGGCAAGAAAAAAAUCACUAAGACUCCGCAGAUGGGCACGUUCAUGGGAGUCUACCUACCCUGUCUGCAGAACAUCUUUGGAGUGAUUCUCUUCUUGCGUCUUACUUGGGUUGUGGGUACAGCUGGCGUGCUGCAAGCCUUUACCAUUGUCCUUAUUUGCUGCUGUUGUACAUUGCUAACAGCCAUCUCCAUGAGUGCCAUUGCCACCAAUGGAGUUGUGCCUGCUGGGGGUUCAUACUUCAUGAUUUCACGAGCCCUGGGACCUGAGUUUGGAGGAGCUGUAGGACUCUGCUUCUAUCUUGGCACUACCUUUGCUGCUUCGAUGUACAUCUUGGGGGCUAUUGAAAUCUUCCUGAUGUACAUUACUCCCAAGGCAGCCAUCUUCCACAGCGAUGAUCCCUUGAAGGAGCCAGCAGCCAUGCUGAACAACAUGCGGGUUUAUGGCUCUGCCUUCCUGGUGCUUAUGGUGCUGGUGGUGUUUGUGGGAGUGCGUUACGUGAACAAGUUUGCCUCUCUUUUCCUCGCCUGCGUCAUUGUCUCCAUUCUGGCUAUUUACACUGGUGUCAUCAAGUCCUCCUUUGCACCUCCUGAUUUUCAUGUGUGCAUGCUGGGGAAUCGUUCCCUCUCCCAGCAUCAUAUUCAGACAUGUGCCAAGACCAAGGAGUAUGGUAACCUCACUGUACCCACAUUGUUGUGGGCACACUUUUGCAACCAUAGCAAGCUCCUCAAUGCCUCUUGCGAUGAGUAUUUUCAACACAACAAUGUCACUGUUAUCCAAGGAAUUCCAGGACUAGCCAGUGGUGUUAUUGCUGAGAAUCUGUGGAGCAACUACCUGAUGAAAGGUGAAAUACUUGAGAAGCCAUCUUUGCACUCGGUUGAUGUGGGAGGAGCUCUGAAUCAGCAGUAUGUGUUGGCUGAUAUCACCACUUCCUUUACCCUUCUUGUGGGGAUAUUCUUCCCUUCUGUCACUGGAAUCAUGGCUGGAUCAAAUCGUUCAGGGGACCUAAAGGAUGCCCAGAAAUCUAUUCCUAUUGGUACCAUCCUGGCUAUUCUCACCACCUCCUUUGUGUAUCUUAGCAAUGUGGUGCUGUUUGGGGCUUGUGUAGAAGGUGUUGUACUCAGGGACAAAUUUGGUGACACAGUGAAGGGGAACCUGGUGGUGGGUACGCUCUCCUGGCCAUCCCCUUGGGUCAUUGUCAUUGGUUCGUUCUUCUCCACAUGUGGAGCUGGGCUGCAGAGCCUCACAGGUGCACCCCGCCUGCUGCAGGCCAUAGCAAAGGACAACAUUAUACCCUUCUUGCGGGUUUUUGGCCAUGGUAAAGCUAAUGGGGAGCCCACCUGGGCUUUGCUUCUGACAGCAGGCAUUGCAGAACUUGGGAUUCUUAUUGCAUCACUGGACAUGGUAGCCCCUAUUCUCUCCAUGUUCUUCCUGAUGUGUUACCUCUUUGUCAACCUAGCCUGCGCCCUACAAACUCUACUGCGCACCCCUAAUUGGAGGCCACGCUUCCGGUACUAUCAUUGGAUACUCUCCUUCAUGGGCAUGAGUAUCUGUGUGGCGCUCAUGUUCAUCUCCUCCUGGUAUUAUGCAAUUAUUGCGAUGGUGAUAGCUGGAAUGAUCUACAAAUAUAUUGAGUAUCAUGGGGCUGAGAAGGAGUGGGGAGAUGGCAUCCGUGGCUUGUCCCUGAGCGCAGCCCGUUUUGCUUUGCUGCGCCUCGAGGAGGGGCCGCCCCACACCAAAAAUUGGAGGCCACAACUGUUGGUGUUGCUAAAGUUGGAUGAGGAUCUGCAUGUGAAACAUCCACACCUGCUCACCUUUGCUUCCCAGCUGAAAGCUGGCAAAGGCCUGACUAUCGUAGGCUCUGUCAUGGUGGGCAACUUCCUGGAGAGUUACAGUGAAGCGCUGGCUGCUGAACAGACCAUCAAACAUCUGAUGGAGGCAGAACGUGUGAAAGGCUUCUGCCAGAUUGUGGUUGCUGCCAAGGUGCGAGAGGGCAUCUCCCACCUCAUUCAGUCCUGUGGACUGGGUGGUAUGAAGCACAACACUGUGGUGAUGGGCUGGCCAAACGCCUGGCGUCAGAGUGAGGAUGCCCGUGCUUGGAAGACUUUUAUUGGCACCGUCCGUGUGACUACAGCUGCCCGCCUGGCCUUGCUUGUGGCAAAGAAUGUGACUUUCUUCCCUAGCAAUGCAGAACCUUUCCCCGAGGGGAACAUUGAUGUCUGGUGGAUUGUGCAUGAUGGAGGAAUGCUGAUGCUACUCCCCUUCCUUCUCAAGCAGCAUAAGGUGUGGCGUAAAUGCAAAAUCCGCAUCUUUACAGUAGCCCAGCUGGAAGACAAUAGCAUACAGAUGAAGAAGGAUCUGGCAACCUUCCUGUAUCACCUCCGUAUUGAGGCAGAGGUGGAAGUGGUUGAAAUGCAUGACAGUGACAUCUCUGCCUACACAUACGAGCGCACUUUGAUGAUGGAGCAGCGCUCCCAGAUGCUGCGUCAAAUGCGUCUCUCUAAAACAGAACGAGAACGUGAGGCCCAGCUUGUGAAGGAUAGGAACUCAAUGUUGCGACUGACCAGCAUUGGCUCAGAUGAUGAUGAAGAGACAGAGACUUACCAGGAGAAGGUGCACAUGACCUGGACCAAGGACAAAUACAUGGCUUCCCGUGGACACAAACCCAGAGCCCUGGAGGGUUUCCAAGAUCUGCUCAAUAUGCGUCCGGAUCAGUCUAAUGUGCGACGUAUGCACACAGCUGUCAAGCUCAAUGAAGUUGUUGUCAACAAGUCCCAUGAGGCCAAGCUGGUGCUCCUUAAUAUGCCUGGGCCACCACGAAACCCUGAAGGUGACGAAAACUAUAUGGAAUUCCUGGAGGUCCUCACAGAAGGGCUGGAGCGUGUGCUGCUUGUACGGGGUGGAGGCAGCGAGGUCAUCACCAUCUAUUCAUAGAUUGGGAGGUCUUCCUCCUGAUGAACUGUAUUCAGAUUGAUACCUGCUUCCUACCUGUUCCCAUGUGCCACUUGGAUCUCCCAAGGAGACCAGCUAUUAACACCACACCUAUUUGCUUUCAUUUCUUGUGGCAAUUCAGGGUCUUCAAAUUGGGUGCUUUUCCCAAUGUUUGGAGGAUGGAUAGUUGGCAAUUUCUUCAGCUUCCAUCAAGUUAGAGCUACACACUAGAAUCUUCACAAGUUUAUUGUGAGAGGGAAAUUAGAGAAAGGAAGGAGACUACUCUGUCACACUCUCAAGAAAUGUAGGAGCAGUUGCAAGUAGUAACUCUGGAGGGCAUUAGAGGAGCAAAAAAUCAGGGAUGCUCCACUGUAAUGGCUGUUGCCAUUACAGGAAUGAAGUGACAGGAUCCAUCAGCUGGAUGGGUAGGUUUGGCACAGCUGGAGAAGCUGUUACAUGUCAUUAUUAUAUUAAGAGGAAAAAGAAGGGAAAGGAGAUACUGUUGGGAGACUUAAAAGGGAAAUCUAUCCUUCAUCGUGCCAUUUUCUUCUGGUCAGCACCAAAGGUUUUUUUGCUUUCCUUCCCACUGAAAUCAAGAAAGGCCACAACGAGCACUUGGAAAGUUGGAACUUACUUUUUAGAGUGCUUAAUCCUGAUCCCUUGUGAUAUUCUGAAAAUCAGAUAUACUGUUUGCCAACAAGGGAAGAGAAUGGCUAAUUCCCAAGUUAGGGUGGAGGCAGCAUAUUGAUGGGCAACAUCUUUUCCAUAUGGCCUUUGCACUUCUAGUGAGUUAAGGAAACUAUGAGCUGCCUUUUCCUAUUUUUAUAGAUAUUCUGUAGAACUGAUUGCUAGGCAGAAGGCGGCUGUAAUAUUUUGUUUUUAUACAGUGGUGGGAAAAGGAGUUUCUGUCCUUGAAGAACAGGAUUUUCCGAUUUUCCUAAUUAUCCUCUUUGCUUCUGAAGAGGUCCACCUCUUCCUUCAAGCUUGGAUAAGAAGGAAACUAACGCCACAUCCUCUGUGCUGAGCAAGUUUGCCCUCUUUGAUGUCAGUGACAAGGAUGUACGUAAGUGUUGGGAUGGAGUUCUUCCUCACCUCUACUGAAACAAACUUAGGGAAAGGUGCUGUGUCUAUUUCAUCCUAUCUAAUUUCAAUGAUGGAUGUCUCCUCCUUGAACCUCUUGCUCAACAAUAGUAUACAGGGACCACUCCCUCGGGGUAGCCUUAAAAGACACAUCUCAAGCCUCUCAUUUUAUUUUUGAGAGAGAAUUUCACAGACAGUUUUUCAUUUCUUAUUUUGGCUGAGACUUUUUUAAUUUAUUCAGGGUGCAACCUUGUUUACAUCGCAUCAAAACUGGGAGUGUGAUUUGUUUUUGUUUUUUUGCUUCUUGAAUUAUGUAAAGAAUAAACAUUUUAUAUACAAUUUUUAUUUUAGUAGUUGUGUAUAAGUGGUUCCAACUGCAGAGCUCAUGCAUUCAUCAUGUAAGAUUCAAUCACUUUACAACCUUUCUGUCAUUUAUAAAAAGCAGUUAAAAUAAAAAGUAGUGUAUGUUAUAUUUUACAUAUUUAAACAUGAUAAAGAGAACCUAAAUUCAGUGCCCUAGUUCAUAUAAAUAUGACUGUGAGAUUAAUGUGAACAGGCAACUGUAGACCAAGCUUAUCUUUUUUCCAGUAAAUUCGUAUCAGUGGCUUAAGAAUCAGACAAUGUGCAUGAAUAUUUGAGUAACUGUUCUGCAUGAAGCUUUUGAAAUACUUUCUACUGGCGUUCAUGCAAAGAGCACAAAACAAUUAGAAUGCUUUAAAUGUUCAAACUCCAUCUCUCCCACAAGAAAUCAUCAGGCACAUGCCUAUACCCUUUUCAGCUGGCUUUAGAAUAGUAAGAUCAAAAUCUUGUUGGGGGUUAGAAUUACAUAUGAAUCAACCUUACAUUCAGUCAGACUAUUAGCCCAGAACUGGGAGCUUUGAUUUUGGCUCUGCUACAGAUACCUUCCUGAAUCACCUAUUUCUUCAUAAUUUUUAAAUGUCUUCUACUUGA